Electrophorus electricus (electric eel) is the source of this 523-nucleotide messenger RNA. The record is from RefSeq and is a predicted model, not a curated record. Lineage: Eukaryota; Metazoa; Chordata; Actinopteri; Gymnotiformes; Gymnotidae.
GGACAUAAAGCUGAACUCAGAAUGAAGAUUCUUCUCAUCUUGACACUGCACCUGAUCUCAGACUCAUGCCGUGGUAAGACCAUCAAUGCCUAUGUAGGAGAAACUGUGAACAUCAGCUGCCGUUACCCAGAAUCCCACAGGAGUGAACCCAAGCUUUUCUGCAAGAGACUGGACACUGGUGGCUGUAAUUAUAUAGGAUCGGUGAAUAAAACAGGAAAACCAGAAACUAAAAAAAACAUAUCAUUGUAUUAUGACAAAGAAAAGGAAAACUUGAAUGUGACUAUAAGAUAUGUAACAGUGCAGGACUCUGGUGAAUACUGGUGUGGAACUACAUCAGACUGGACAACUGAUCAUGGACUCAAGAUUUAUAGUACACAGAUCUACCUGCAAGUUGUAGACCCUGCCAGUAACCAAGCAGAUUCUGUCUACCAGAGUCUGAAUCUUGCCAACAACCAAUGAGAUUCAGUCUACCAGAGUCUGAACACAGCCAUUAAUGUCACUUAUCCUUAUGCUCCAAACCAUA